AUGACAAUAACGGCAGUAACGGACGAUAAAGAUACUUACAAUGAUGAAAGAAAACAAGAGCAUGGUAUUUGUACAAAGUGUGCCAGAUAUAAUACAUCAAAGGCACGAUGCAAAUCGUGCGAUCCAAAUCCUGAGGAUGUUAAUGAAGAACCACUAGAGGAUCCUGAUAAUCAAUUUGAAAUUGAAUUACCUCAUGAAAGAGAAGAGGAUGAGGAGCCACCAGAUGCUGAUAAACCUAAUGGAGAAGAAGAAGAAGAACCACCAGAGGAUAUUGACGGUCAAUUUGGAAUGGAAUUACCUGAUAAGAUCGAUGAAGAACCACCAGAGGAUGUUGAUGGUCAAUUUGGAAUGGAAUUACCUGAUAAUAUCAAUGAAGAACCACCAGAGGAUAUUGAUGGUCAAUUUGGAAUGGAAUUACCUGAUAACAUUAUUGAUGAACCACCAGAGGAUAUUGACGGUCAAUUUGAAAUGAAAUUACCUGAUGAUAUCAAUGAUGAACCACCAGAAGAUAUUGACGGUCAAUUUGAAAUGAAAUUACCUGACAAUAUCAAUGAUGAUAUUAGCAAUGAUGAGCCAGCAGAGGAUAUUGACAAUCAAUUUGAAAUGAAAUUACCUGAUAAUACUAAUGAUGAUAUUAAUGAUGAAGAACCACCAGAGGAUAUUGACAAUCAAUUUGUAAUGGAACUACCUGAUAUUAAUGAUGAUGAACCACCAGAGGAUAUUGAUAAUCAAUUUUCAAUAGAAUUACCAACUAAUCAUGAUAUUGAAGAACAAGUUGAUGAGGAUGAUAAACCUCCAGAGGAUAUUGAUAAUCAAUUUGAAAUUGAAUUACCAGACAAUGUUUAUUAUAAUAAUGAAGAGGAGGAGACAAUAACAAUAAACUCUGAUUAUAUUACAGAGGUUCAAAGUAAUCAAACAAAUUCAAGUAAUCAAGUUGAUAUUAGAGUCUCAGGUACAUUAUCUAAUACAAAUAAUAGUAGCAGUAAUGAUAACAGAAAUAAUAAUAUCAUUAAUUAUGAAGGCGAUGAACCACCAGCAGAUACAGUAGAUCACUUUCCUGAUUCACCUCAUUUACCAAACAUUGGCAUGGAUGAAAACGUUAUGCAACUGAACUCUAUUGUUACCUCAGAUAAGCAGACAAAAAAGACUAGCAGAAAAAAGAAGGACAAUUCUAGUGCGGAAUUAUCUAAAGGUGGAGAUCUAUCGGAAUCGAAAAUCGUACAUCAUUCUAUUUUAAAUAAUCAGUCUACCUCAUCAGUGCCAGAAAAUGAAGUGCAAUCCAGAAUGUCACAUUUGCGAAAAUAUGCUAAAGAGCUUCAAGCUGAAUCCUGA
Molecule: messenger RNA, 1332 nt
Organism: Entrophospora sp. SA101
Lineage: Eukaryota; Fungi; Glomeromycota; Glomeromycetes; Entrophosporales; Entrophosporaceae
Source: the annotation of a GenBank genome assembly